AAUGGGAGAGAGAGCAACACAGAGAACGAGGGGAAAAAGAGAGAGAGAGAGACCUCCAUCCUUCCUGGUGGGAGGUUUUGAGAUGCGCAUCUUCCUUCCUGCCCCUCCCUCUCUUUCCCUCUCUCUCUCCUCCCUCCAUGUCGUCCUCCUCCUCUUCUUCCUUCCUCCUCUCGGUGUUCGUCUAGUCAGAGCCGGCCUAGCGUCCUAAGCCCGAAGCCCGAAGCCCGAAGCCCGGAACCUUGGAGCCUCACGGGGAAGACAUCUGGGCGCGAGCCGGCCGAGGCCCCACUUACUUGGCCGGGCAAUGCUGCGCUAAGCUAGCCGCCGUUUGCGCACUUCCUGCCGGCUUGGCUUUGUGCUGAGGAAAGGGGUUGGCGGUGGGGGGGAAUGUAGAAGAGAAGGUGGGACCCGAAGCCGCGUCUGCUCUGUGCCCGUCCGCCGAGCGGCCUCUUUGCCAGGCUCCCCCCUCACACAAGAUGUCGACCAGGACGCCUUUGCCCACGGUCAACGAGCGUGACACCGAGAACCAUUCGUCGGUGGACGGCUUCGUGGAGCCCCCGGUUCCCCCGACAAAGUCGGCGAGUCGCCACAGCCUGCCGCGAUGUCGCAACUCUUUCACCUCCGCGGAGGAGCACCCGCACAUCGGGAACUACCGCCUCCUCAAGACCAUCGGGAAGGGUAAUUUCGCCAAGGUCAAGCUGGCGCGACACGUCCUGACUGGACGAGAGGUGGCAGUGAAGAUUAUAGAUAAAACCCAGCUGAAUCCCACCAGUCUACAAAAGCUCUUCAGAGAAGUGCGAAUAAUGAAGUUACUGAAUCAUCCAAAUAUUGUAAAAUUAUUUGAGGUGAUUGAAACGGAGAAGACGCUGUAUUUGGUGAUGGAGUACGCCAGUGGCGGUGAGGUGUUUGACUACCUGGUGGCCCAUGGUAGGAUGAAGGAGAAGGAGGCCAGGGCCAAGUUCAGGCAGAUUGUGUCUGCUGUGCAGUAUUGCCACCAGAGGAGGAUAGUUCACAGGGAUCUGAAGGCCGAAAAUCUGCUAUUGGAUGCAGACAUGAACAUCAAGAUAGCAGACUUCGGCUUCAGCAACGAGUUCACCGUGGGCAGCAAGUUGGACACCUUCUGCGGUUCCCCACCCUACGCCGCCCCGGAACUCUUCCAGGGAAAGAAGUAUGACGGACCAGAGGUGGACGUGUGGAGCCUUGGGGUCAUCCUCUACACACUGGUCAGCGGCUCCCUGCCUUUUGACGGACAAAACCUCAAGGAGCUGAGAGAGCGGGUCCUGCGGGGAAAGUAUCGCAUCCCCUUCUACAUGUCCACAGACUGUGAAAACCUGCUGAAGAAACUACUGGUGCUCAACCCGGUCAAACGUGGCAGUUUGGAGCAAAUCAUGAAAGACCACUGGAUGAAUGUGGGUCACGAGGAGGAGGAGCUGAAGCCGUACAUCGAGCCCGAGGCCGACUUCAGCGACUCGUCCAGAAUAGAGCUCAUGGUGACCAUGGGCUUCCCUAAAGAUGAGAUCACAGAGUCCUUACAAAGCCAGAAGUACGAUGAUGUCAUGGCCACUUAUCUGCUGCUGGGAAGAAAAGCACCAGAGUUCGAAGGGAGCGAGCCCCUGACCAACAGCGUCCUGGCCCAGCGGCAGCGGCCCACCAGCGACAUCAACAACGGCUCCAGUAUUUCUCCCGCCCAUCCCAAAGUCACGCGCAGCAUCUCGGCCAAUCAGAAGCAGCGCCGCUACAGUGAUCAUGUGGGUCCCUCCGUGCCACCGGCGGUGUCGUACACGCGGCGCGGCCAGGCCAUGAGCGUGGAGAGCGACCACCGAGAGGAGUGGGACGGAGCCCGCCGGCUGGAGCUCAGCACUUCCAAGGGAGACGUUUCCGCCUCGCCACUGGGAGUGCAGGAGAGGAAGAAAACCACAAGUGGUGUCGGGACCAACGGAUCUAUGACUCGCAGGAACACGUACGUGUGCGAGCGAGCUUCCACUGAGCGCUAUUCGGCCAUUCCUAAUGGCAAAGACAGCAGUUUAACCGAGGUGUCGGGCAGCACGCCGUCGACCGCAGUGACCUCCACGCGGCCUCGUCACAUCAAGUCCAUGUCAUCUUCAGGACACCCUUCAAAGAGCACACUGCCCCCCAUCGAUGACAACACAGAGUUGAAAUCCAGCUCCUCUCCAAGGGGUCCCUCCACCUCUCCCUCCGCACACAGUAUUAGCACCCCCGAGAAGAACCGCUUCCCGCGGGGCACCACCAGCCGCAGCACCUUCCACGGCGCCCAGCUGCGAGACCGCCGCAGCGCCACCUACAACGGGCCGCCGGCCUCGCCCACGCUGUCCCACGACACGGGCGCCUUGGCGCAGCAGCGACGGGGCACCUCCACCGGCAUCAUCAGCAAGAUCACCUCCAAGUUUGUCCGCAGAGCUCUAUCUUUCAGGUCCACUCGGAGGGUGCCCAGUGAGGGAGAGGCCAGUGCUAGGACAGAAACACCCAGGAGCGCGUCGGGCGACCCCAAGGAGGACGGCGGGCGGGACUCCAAGCCACGCUCGCUGCGCUUCACCUGGAGCAUGAAGACCACCUCGUCCAUGGAGCCCUCCGAAAUGAUGCGGGAGAUCCGCAAGGUCCUGGACGCCAACAGCUGUGACUACGAGCAGCGCGAGCGCUUCCUGCUGUUCUGCGUGCACGGUGACGCGCGCCAGGACAACCUGGUCCAGUGGGAGAUGGAGGUGUGCAAGCUGCCUCGCCUCUCCCUCAACGGCGUGCGCUUCAAGAGGAUAUCGGGCACGUCCAUCGCCUUUAAGAACAUCGCCUGCAAAAUUGCCAAUGAGCUCAAACUGUGAUGCAAAAAAGCAACAACAACAGCAACAAAAACCAUGGGCUCAUCUCAACACUGGAUUCAUGCACUGUACGUCCUCGCUGCGCAUUAUCAGGGUGGCCUCGGCUGGUAGCGUGCAAUACUGGCCACGAAUGUACUGCACGGAGGAGAUCGCCUCGUUCGACCCUGUGUGACGGAUUACAGCGACAUCCUUUUCAUUUGUUUGAAACUGUCCGUCCAGGCCUGUGUGUGUGUGUGUGUGUGUGUGUGUCUCUCUCUCUCUCUUUCAAGGGACACGUAACAUGCAGUACGCAGCUGAACACCCUGCAAUAAAUAUUUUUGAGUUUGUUUUCUAAAUGACUACUACCCGAUCUGACGCUGAAUAACUAAAACUAGCCGCUUUUUCCACCCGUGUUCCGUGCAUAUGUAGAGCAGGCUGGAGCUCAUACUAAAAACUAUGUAAAAAGAAUUGUACUGUAUGCAUAACAUCUGCAGGUACUGUAUAUUGAUUUUUGAGUUGUGUACAGAUUUUCUUUCAUGGGAUUUCUUGUUUUUGUUCCUAAUAUACUGUACGUGACAUCUCUUAGAGGAUUAUUAUCCUUUUUUUGGUCUGUGUUUUUUUUUUUUUUAAUUUUAUUUUAUUAUUUUUUUUUUAAAGAAGCCACCCUUUGAGAAUAGUGUUUUUCAUUUUAUUUAAAGAGCACUAAAUUAUUUUGCGGAAUAUGAAAGGGAUACAUUCCCUUACCUUUCGUGUUCUAUUUUGUUUGCCUGUGGAGGACAUUUAAAAAAACAAAAAAAAAACACUAAGUUGCACCACAUAGUAGUAAAACUGAAAAUGUGUUCACUUUAUUUUUUCUGGGCAGUAGGGGUGUGAAGUGGAGGGCCCUGCUGCACUUUGCACAAGUUUUCUCAGUAUGACAGUAUGCACCUGUUGUUUCUUCCCUUCCUCCAAUAAAAUUUGCUCAUCCUCAGUUCCAUUAAAAGCGGGAUUUGAAUCUGUUCGCCAAGAAGCAUGAGAAGUCAAAACAAAAAGAAGAAGAUAACGUUCGUUGUCGUUCCUGCAUCUCCACCAGUGUGAAACUUGUGUAUCUCCUUUUGUUUUUUGUUUAUUUUUUUGUUCAUCCAGCAAAUUUUAUUGUAUUUAUUCCAUUACAUUGUAAUGUGCUGCUUUGUAGAAAUGAGGUGUGCACUUUGUUGGAGAAAAUAAAAAGGAUUUUAUUUGUUUGUA
Molecule: messenger RNA, 4037 nt
Organism: Phyllopteryx taeniolatus (common seadragon)
Lineage: Eukaryota; Metazoa; Chordata; Actinopteri; Syngnathiformes; Syngnathidae
Gene: mark1
Product: MAP/microtubule affinity-regulating kinase 1
Exons: 19
Coding region: 477-2834 (785 amino acids)
Biological process (GO): microtubule cytoskeleton organization; protein phosphorylation; intracellular signal transduction
Cellular component (GO): cytoplasm
Molecular function (GO): protein serine/threonine kinase activity; ATP binding; tau-protein kinase activity
Source: RefSeq, a predicted model, not a curated record